CUCGUAAAUAAAAUUGAGCAGCCAGCCAUCCAUGUAUUUGUCACAACUCACAACACCGCAUCACCACCCUCACACUUACAAAAGUCAAUCUCUCUCUCUCUCUCUCUCUCUCUCUCUCCGGCAUCACUACCGACUUUGUGGCUCGCUCUGCCGUUCACCCCCGUCAUGACCGGCUCUUCCACCUCUUCUCGCAAGGUUUUGAGCAAAAUAGCUAGCAAUAGACUUCAAAAGGAGCUGGUAGAGUGGCAGGUCAAUCCUCCUUCUGGAUUUAUACACAAAGUCACCGACAACCUUCAGAGGUGGGUGAUUGAAGUGUAUGGAGCUCAGGGGACAAUUUAUGCAAAUGAAAAGUAUCAACUCCAAGUUGAUUUUCCUGAGAAUUAUCCUAUGGAAGCACCUCAGGUGAUAUUUUUGCAUCCAGCUCCUUUACACCCACACAUCUAUAGCAAUGGCCAUAUUUGUUUAGAUAUUUUAUAUGACUCAUGGUCACCAGCCAUGACUGUUAGCUCUGUGUGUAUCAGUAUUCUGUCCAUGCUUUCAAGUUCAACAGUCAAGGAAAGACCAGAAGAUAAUGAUCGCUGUAAAGUGGUAAACGAAAGCCAGGUCACAUUUCUUGGUUAUUUUACUCGGUCAGAAAGAACACCUUCUUCUGGCUCUGGGCUGGCUGUUCCAAAGGAUGCUUUCAUUAUACACAUUUUAUCAAAUCUAUACCAUGAUCGUUUAUUUAUGCUAUACUUUUAUUACUAA
This is a messenger RNA of Lactuca saligna, 747 nucleotides long. NCBI's taxonomy places the organism in Eukaryota, Viridiplantae, Streptophyta, Magnoliopsida, Asterales, Asteraceae. The record is from the annotation of a GenBank genome assembly.